CGCCAAACUUGAGAUCAAAAUUUCUAGGACCAGAAAAGUGCAACAUAGCAUCCCGUGCUCUGGUCAUUUCGUCCUACCGUGUCUCAAAGCAACAUGCCUCACAAGCAUACGCGCAGGGAAAGGGACCCCUCUACAUACGACCUACCACCCUCCCAAAUCGCAAAGCCACUACCCGUGAAGCCGCAGUUGCAGCCGCAAAAGGUCGAGGCCAAGAAUUCAGAUCAGCCAACCAAGAAUCUUAAAAGGAAGCGAGAUGGUGGGCGAAAAGACGACACCCCUCGGGCGUUCAAGAGAUUGAUGGCUCUUGCGGGGGGCAAGAAGCCACGAUCCGGACUGGACAACGGCGAUGAACCAACUGGGAAGAGAAAAAAGAAGGAGAUCACCGUAUCCGACACGCGCUCCGGCGCAAAAACGGCAGCCCAGGCUCCUACAAUCCGGCCUGGAGAACGGAUGUCGGAUUUCGCCGCUCGAGUAGACGCUGAGCUUCCGAUAGGUGGCUUAAUCAACAAAUCAGUCAGAAACGGGAAGGAUCCCCUAGGCCUCAAGGUAUGGCGGACGAAGAAGGAGAUCAAGAUGCGCAAGCUGUACGAUGAAUGGCGGGAGGAAGAGCGACGAAUCAAGGAGAAGCGAGAGGACGAACUUGAAACCCUGGCGGAGAGGGAACUCGAGGAGGAUGAGUUGGGUGUUACCUGGAAACUCGACCUGCAGAGAGGCGUUGGCAAAAAGAAGAAGAAGGGGAAGAAGGGGAGGUAUCUAGGAGAGGCCGUAGACACGGAGGAAGACCCGUGGGAGGCGUUGAGGAAAAAGCGCGGCGAGACGAGGCCAGGUCUGCAUGACGUCGUCCAAGCCCCUCCGGAAUUCACCGCUAAACCGUCCAAGAAGAUGACGGUUAGGGGGGCGGCGGUGGAGAUCGAUGGAAUCCCGAAGGCAGCGGGAAGCUUGAGGCGGAGAGAAGAGCUGCAGACCGUCAGAGACGACGUCGUCGCCUCGUACCGGAAGUUGAUGGGCGAGAAGCGGCCCUCUUUACGCUCGUCGUGAAAUAGGCACGCAUCCUAUAUACCUAUACCCCGAAUACUAGGGAUACUAGGAAUUAUAUACGGUCUUUCGGGACACUGUCGAGGAGUGCGUCAUGUACCUACAGCCACCAGGUCUGGGCGCAAGAUACGUUGAAUAUGGGAAGCCGUCGAGUGCACCUCCUAGGUACCUACAUACAUAGGUACUUGUCAAGUCUCUGUGGCGGACCGGAAUGAAGAGUGAAUUCAUGACGUGCCCGCUGUUGGCAGCUGACGCGGCA
This is a messenger RNA of Durotheca rogersii, 1294 nucleotides long. RefSeq lists its product as uncharacterized. The coding region runs from base 94 to 1038 and encodes 314 amino acids. NCBI's taxonomy places the organism in Eukaryota, Fungi, Ascomycota, Sordariomycetes, Xylariales, Xylariaceae. The transcript has 3 exons. The record is from RefSeq and is a predicted model, not a curated record.